Peronospora belbahrii is the source of this 1980-nucleotide messenger RNA. The record is from the annotation of a GenBank genome assembly. NCBI's taxonomy places the organism in Eukaryota, Oomycota, Peronosporomycetes, Peronosporales, Peronosporaceae.
AUGAAUGUCAAGCGCGCCGAAUUCCUCCUGGGAAGUGGAAAUUAUUUCCACUGGGAGUUUAAUAUGAGGAUGACGCUCGCCAGGAAAGGGCUGCUGGUGCAUGUGGAGGUGGUCACAGAGCGACAUAAUAAAGCUUGGCUAGUGAACGACGCGAAGGCUCUCGGCAUCAUCGCGCAGGGUGUGGAGCUACAACACCAAACAAAGAAAAGUUCAUCUACGCAUGGAUACUGGAACGGCCAUGGCAAAGAAUUUGACGCCUUCGACGAGCUUGUUGUCGGUCUUCAGACGCUUGAUGAGGCUGUAGACGAGGAACGGCAGCUGGUAGUAAUACUGAGCAGCCUUCCAGCCGAAUACGAGCUGAUAUCAUCUAUCAUCGAAAACAUCCAGAACGUCAUGCUCAUCGAGGUGAAAGAGAAGCUGUUGAAGGAGUGUGAACGGUUGGAGAGAAAGGACACGACUCCAGAACGAGCGUUCAAGGUUAACACUGGACGAUUCAAGGGCAACAAGGGGAACGAUCGCAAGUGGAGCGGUCAGAAGAAAAAUGCUAAUGGUUUCCGAGGCAAGUGUUUCAAGUGCAACAAAGUUGGGCACAUGAAGCGGGACUGCCAAGAACGGACAAUAGAUGGCGAUGACGAUGCGGUAUUUGCUGUAAGCACAGAACGUGUAAACGGAUGGUUGAUCGACAGCGGUGCGACCGCACACAUGAUCCCGCACCGUUCUGUUUCGAUUCUUCACAUCCCGGGCUUUGAUCGGCGUCUAUUCGCAAUUGCAAAGGGUAAGAAGGUGGGCAAGGCGUACAUAUUUAAAUGUGAACAAGAAGGAGCUCGAUUCAUUCAGUACGCCGAGGCUGGCAGCAAGUGGGAGCUUUGGCACGCUCGCAUGGGACAUCUCAACCAAGACGCUCUGAUUAAGACACGUCAUGCCACAAACGGUAUUCCGGCUAUUGAUCAACCGACCCUGUCUUUAUGUGGCGGUUGCAUGAAAGGAAAGCAGACGGUGGCUACAUUUCCUCAUUGUUCGAGCUCGAAAACGUCGCGCGUUCUUGAGCUCGUCCACACGGAUGUGAUGGGGCCCAUGACGAAUCCAUCCAAAGGCGGUGCAAAUUAUGUCCUAACGUUUGUGGACGACUACGCGCGCUACGUUGUGACCUAUUUCUUGAAGAAGAAGAGCGAGGUGGCCAUCAAGCUAAGCGAGUUCAAGACGUUCCAUGAGAAACAAUGGGGAGAACGUACCAAGUGUUUACGAUCGGAUAAUGGAACGGAGUUUGUGAACCAAGAGAUGACGAAGAUAUGUAUGCUGAAUGGUAUCGUGCAUCAACGGACUGUCCUGUAUAGUCUUCAGCAGAAUGGAGUGGCAGAACGGAUGAACCUCAAUACUGCGGUAUAUCUGAUCAACCGUUUCACGAACACGCAAAACGCAACUGUGGUUUUUAAAGUAAAGCCUACAUUAGACUACUUAUGCGUAUUUAAUUUUCGCGGCUACGCCCAAAACUUCAAGGGUUACCGUGUCUAUGACUUGGACGCUUUCAAUAUCAAAGUGUGUCGCUCAGUAAAGCUGGACAAGCGUGAGGUGGGUGGUAUUUACGAUACACUACCGCCUCAGAAUGAACCAGUCACCCAAGUUACCACGGACGUUGAUGAAGCAGUCACGCUCGCACCAUUGGAACGUCAACCCGUCGAAGCGAAACCAAUGCAAGGCGUUGAAAAUGACGCACUACGACCUCGUGAGCCCGUGUUCCUUCUUGAAGAUGGGACAGACGCCGAGGAAGAACGGAAAUCGGAAGGAAAUGGUGGACCGUCCUCUCCAAAGCGUGUCAGGAUCGAUGAAGAUGGCCCCAUUGCUGAAGCUGUUCUUGCGUACGCGGCAAGCAUUGACGAUCUUUCUACAACGUACGCUCAGGCAAUCGACAGUAAAGAUGCUACGCAGUGUCGUGAAGCCAUGGAGGCUGAACGGCUCUCACAUAAACGGAACAAUACCUAG